AUGGCUCGUCAGCCAGAUGCCACAAAUUCUGAGCUGCCUGUUGCUCGAUCGCCUAUUGUAGCAGAUACCUUGCAUUCGGUAACUGCUCUUGCAAGAUUUGAGUUUGAGCCUGGCAGAGGCAAUGAUGGAACCAAGAUAAUGAUGGUAGAAUGGCAAGAUGACAACGAGGAUAGACAUAGGGUAGGUUCGUGGCAGGUGUCCUGGCCUGGCAAGAAGACGACAUUCGCUGCGGACGACAACCCUUCAGAGAGCACGAACAGGCUGUACUUCCUCCUUCCUCCUGGUGAGCCGAUACCACCUAGCAUUACGAUUUCCUACCAGCCAGCGUCGGCAAGUACUACGUCAGCGAAGGACAAAUCACCACAAUCUAGCCUGAAAAGGUAUGACCUGUCACCAAGACCGAGCUCAAGAGAUGGAAAUUCAGGCUCGUUACAUAUGACCGUCAAUCCUCUACCCGCGAUCUUCACGCCUGAGCUAGGUGCCACAGCGAAAGCAAGUGGGAGGAAAGGGGUCUUACACACUAUAUGGGCAAAGAGACGUCUGCAGGUACUGGCAAAGGAAAUCCGUACUGAAUCUGAGUUCAACCUCGAAAGUAUAGCGCUUGAGAUGGCCAUGGCUGAAAAACAGUGGAUAGAACAGAACUUCGGAAUCACGGUGCCUCAAGCAAAGCCUUCCAACCCAAGUGGGUUGAAGCUAGAUCUUGGGUCGAUACAAGUUGAUGGCAGUGCGAGCCCACCAGUGAGCCCCAGCAUGCAGAGUCCUCUAUCGCCUGGUGGUAGAAGACUGACAGACAAGCUCAAGGGCCUGAGCAUUACGACAAGCGACAAGGACGGGGUCAACACACCGACAAGGGAGAUCAAUCCACUAAGUCCAGAAGUCGGCGACAUGGCUGUUUCCUCCUUCUCUACUUUCAAGGGUGAUCGACCGACCACACAGAAAGUACCUCAGACUGCUAGGAGGAUAGUACCUAUAAGUCCGCCCAGCGAAGUGACGGAUGACCAGGCGCAAGCUGCGAGUGCCAGUCUAGCAGAGAUUGCUCGAGGCGAUAUGUCGUCGAGACCUGAUGGUGGGAUAAUACCAUCGAGGAGGGCUGAGAAAGAGAUUGAGGCCGAUGGUCUCUUCGCGGUUGCAAUGAGUCCUCGGGACCCCGACGAGCCAAAGAGUCCAUUUUCAAUACCGAGUAGUGAGGACGGUGGAGGAGCAUUCUCAAAGAUAAAAGGUACAUUGAGGUAG
Lithohypha guttulata is the source of this 1233-nucleotide messenger RNA. RefSeq lists its product as uncharacterized. The record is from RefSeq and is a predicted model, not a curated record. The transcript has a single exon. Bases 1 to 1233 code for a protein of 410 amino acids. Lineage: Eukaryota; Fungi; Ascomycota; Eurotiomycetes; Chaetothyriales; Trichomeriaceae.